AUGUCCGCACUCAUACGUCGUGCCCUCAGUACUGGCCUCAGCGAUGGCAUCGGCUGCCUCAGCAAGAUUCCGCUGCCCUCGCUCUCGCUCCCACUACUCUUCGCCUCGCCACGGCGCAGGACAGGCAGGUCACUGGAUGCCUUGCCUAUCGACAUACUCGUGAACGAGAUUUUUGAGGAGUUGGAACUUCGAGACGUGUUGACUCUGCGAGCGGUCAACAAAGCCCUCUACAGAGUGACGAUGGAGAGCGUGAUUUGGAAGCGUUUCCUCCGUCGCUACCAUGGCCCGCUCCCGCCUCUGCCGCCCACCUCGCGUCACAACUUCGGCAACAUGAGGGGUAUUGAGGCGGAGCGCAUCCUUGCGCGCGCGAUGUCGUUCGAUAAAAAUUGGUGCGGCCUUGCACCGCAGGCGUGGUACAUCGAAGAAAUACGCGCGUGGUUCCAGAUCUACACCAUCGCCUUCCUCCCGGGCGGCCAUUACGCCGUGGCGUCCGCGUCCAACGCCGCGCGCAAUAAGUGGUACAUUCUGCUCUAUGGCCUGGACUAUGGGUGGAAGGGCUGCUAUCCGCUCACGACGGUCCAAACACCCUCGAAGGCUUUCGAAAUCACGGCCAAGUACAUGUACAUCAACUACCAGCACGGCAUCGUCGUCUCGUAUACGUGGAGACAGUACCGCGACGGCUUGGGAGGGGACGCAUCCAUGCUUUCGGGUAAGUACGAUAUGCCCGAGGACGAGCUCAAUUACGAGAAUGUCACCAUGUUCACGUCCCUGGCGACUCUGGAGCGCCUCGUCGACGUGCAUGCCAAGUUCAUGCCGGGUACUCCGGCAUAUCACGACGUUGUGGACGCCCUCCCUCCGCCAUUCAAGAAGCUCGCCAUUACCCGCUCCACUUCGGCGCUGCAUUCUCCAUCACUUGAUCACCUUGACGGACAACCACAUGUAACCCUCAUCCGUCGACCAAAUUUUAUUUUGAUCAAGAACCUAGCGGUGCUGGAUGCUCCAGCAUAUGAGAUUGAAUGUCUUCCCGACCUACACAAUUAUAACUACUUUGUUCAAACGAUCCUUGCGUUUAAGCACAUCCCAUUCGAGAGGACGUUGUUCGUGGUAAAGCGCCUGACCCGCCGUAUCAUGAAUAACAAGGUGGUCCGCAAGUACUCGUUCGAGACGUACAGAAUGGAGUAUACUCAGAGUCGGCGAGCCCUUGCUGAAUGGGAUGAGACCAAGGUGUUAGACGGCGACGUCGGCAGUGUCCACAUAUCGGAGCUGCAUUAUCCUUACUACGACGACAAUUCUGGCCAACUGGAUGUAAAAGAUGACAAGUUCCUUGUUCCUCCGACGGUAUACGUUUAUGUCAAAUGCAACAAUCCCGAGGAGAUGCGUGUAUACGAGGUCCGGCCGGAGCUCGUCAAUCCCGACGACGACCCGCGAUUUAUGGAUCCACUACUCAGUCAUGCUUCCAAUAUGAAGGACAAGCGUCUCAUGCUAUAUCCAGAUCAUCGGUACGUAUUCCCCGCCGAAGAAGUGCACAAGUUCGACUAUGGCGGGAUAUUCGGGUCUCCUGUCAUUCUUCCGGGAAACGGGCGUGCCUUGGUAAUGACUGUCGAACCGGGCGACCGCUCGGAUGCCCCGCCUCUUAAAGAUCUUUGGAGCUACAUCAAGCCGGAUGAGAAUAUAGAUAUCGUGGAGAAUACGCACUUCUGGCACCGCUUUUCACCUAUUCAAGCAAAGGGAGACCGAGGUGAGAAGUGGGUAACGAGUCUAGUAAUACCGGGACAUCACUUGGAGUGGUUCAGGAAGCAGGGUGUUCAAACUAUAGCCUGGGACGAGACUAUUGGUAGGGUCGCCAUCUGCGCGAAGGAUGACCCUCGCAUCUUCAUCUUUGACUUUGCUGAGACUCCGCGGACCGACCCUAUGGGCGAAAGGGUCUGA
Messenger RNA from Gloeophyllum trabeum ATCC 11539, 1929 nucleotides. RefSeq lists its product as uncharacterized. The transcript is spliced from 4 exons. The record is from RefSeq and is a predicted model, not a curated record. NCBI's taxonomy places the organism in Eukaryota, Fungi, Basidiomycota, Agaricomycetes, Gloeophyllales, Gloeophyllaceae. Bases 1 to 1929 code for a protein of 642 amino acids. Gene Ontology annotation, molecular function: protein binding.